AACGGACGUCUACGCCAUAGCGACUCGUAUCUCUCACCUCGUAGCACGUAGCUCUACGUAAUCCGUAUUAACCUUAUUUGUAGACAAAUUGAAUUUAAAAACCACUCUGCUCCUUUGAAGUAUUGGGAAUUGACGUUUUUGUGUUCUCCUUUAAAAGUAAAGUUUGUUAAAAGUUCACUUACUCAACUCCAGUGUUAUUGAAUUUGUUUUGUUUAAAGCAGAGACUUCGAAAGUUUGUCUCGGACUAAGUUUUUGCUUGUUAAUUAUUUAUUUAACUAAAGAUAGUCUUAACGACGUAGUGUUUUGCGGCAAAUGGUCUGUAAUGCAGUCCGGAGGAUUUAAAAAUAUGCAGACGUCAACGGCUCUGAUCCUUCUCGUUCACUUAUCUCUCCACACGGUUGAUGAGGGCUAUGCCAUAAAUCCGAGCUGCUCAUGCAUCCGCUUCACAUCCACACACGGCAAGGAGCGCGGUACCUUCAGCAGUCCGGAUUACCCGCGCCCGUACCCCCGCGGCAUCUGUCUGCUGUACACCUUCCUUGCUGAACCGCACCAGAUCGUGGAACUUGUGUUCACGGACUUCGAUAUUUACAAGGAGCAUUUGGAUUGCACACGGGGUGACUAUCUCAAAGUCUACUACGAAGAUGGUGUCCACGGUCCAGGACCGCCCGGCAUCAACGAAUACUCCUCCUGGUCGAAGAUACUAUGUGGGAACAGGGCUGAUGCGCCUCCAGCACUGUACUCUCACGGGCCUGUGAUGGUGCUGGAGUUGAAAAGUGGCGAGAAGCCGUCCAACGCGUCUGGUUUUAUCGGGACAUACAGGUUUAUAGAUAGGCGUAACUUCGAAACUGACGGCGUGAAGGCCACUGACGCACAGUGUGACUACGUGUUCUCCUCACAGACGGACAGGCCCACUCAUGGUAGACUCUACAGCCCUCGAUACCCUUCAAGCUACCCUAACAAAGUACGGUGCAAUUAUCUUUUUAACGCAAGAAAACACGAAAGGAUCAAAUUAGUGUUUGAAGAAGCCUACUUGCAGAAGGGUGAUGAAAGUUGCCUUAACAGGCUGGAUAUAAUAAAGGUUUUCGAUGGACGAAUCUCCACGGCUCCUGUUAUUGCAAUGCUCUGCAAUGAAAUUGUAGGUUACGAAAUUCUUUCGACGGGACCAGACCUAUUGGUUCAAUUCACGGCGAAGUCUGAUACACCGGGACAAGGGUUCAAAGCAAGUUACCAAUUUAUAAUGGACGAUAACUCUAGCACAGAUCUCGAUAGUAGCAAAAAAUCCAGUGCAGGAGAUUCUUCAAUUGCUGUGGGACCAGCAGUCAGUGCUGCGACGUCUACCUGCGAUCAAGUAUUCAGGUCCGAUAAGAGCCGUAGUGGGAAAUUGAUCUCUCCGUUGUACCCGUCGCCUUACCCUCCCAAAACGCAAUGUCAUUACGACUUCCUGGCCCGAGGGAGGCAGCGGGUGAGAUUAGUGUUCGAGGACUUCAGCCUUCAGCGAGUCACGGGCAGCAUUAUCGACUGCGAGAGUAUGGACUCUCUGGACGUGUUUUUGUACGUCGACGGCCGCUUGGAGAAAAUGGGGUCGUAUUGUGGCAAUGACAUACCUAAGCCUAUAAUGUCGAACGGGCCAAAACUAUCGAUCGAGUUUAGGGGCAUAUACUCGUCGAGGUACAGCAGAGGGUUCAAAAUAUCCUAUUAUUUCGUUGAAGAUUAUGCUAUCGGAACUGGAAAGCAGCUACCAGAGUUUCCAUGUGCCUUCGUAUACAACAGUACAGAGCGUCGUAAGGGAGUGAUGGUGUCACCAAAUCACCCCGGCCUCUAUCCAAGGGACACCGAGUGCAAUUAUUUCUUUUACGCACGCAAGAAUGAACGGGUGCACGUGCAUUUCACCCAUUUUGACGUGGAGGGUGUUGUACCAUGCGAAGCUGUAUCAGCGAGUGACUACGUUCAAUUCUCAAGUAAGAUGAUUGAUAAACAAAGCAGGAGGUAUUGCGGCCAACUGCGUGAACUUCAGAUCGCUUCGGAAGGCAAUUUCCUGCGGGUCACGUUCCGGUCCAACGACAGACUAGAUGGCACUGGUUUCAGAGCGGAAUACAUAUUCCUGAAAGACAGUGAAAUGCAGAGGGCUCGGACCGAUUCAAGCGGUACUCCUACGCACCAACCGACAAGGUUCUGGCGAUUUAUUAGCUUAGCAUUAAUACUAACACUGUUGUAAAAACCCCUAUGAAUAAUUAGUUUUUAAGAGAAAAUAAAUGCUAUUG
Pararge aegeria (speckled wood butterfly) is the source of this 2261-nucleotide messenger RNA. Its product is annotated as suppressor of lurcher protein 1-like. The record is from RefSeq and is a predicted model, not a curated record. Gene Ontology annotation, cellular component: plasma membrane. NCBI's taxonomy places the organism in Eukaryota, Metazoa, Arthropoda, Insecta, Lepidoptera, Nymphalidae. The coding region runs from base 323 to 2215 and encodes 630 amino acids. The transcript has 15 exons.